AUGUCAAGCAUCGCAGACUUCACGAUACCAGCAAAACCAAGCGCAUACUCGUUCCCCACGUCAUCAACUGCGCUCAUAAUGAUCGAUUUACACGGGACUAAGAACUCCUUCUUUCUGGAUGAUCUCGGUUCUCUUCAGCCAGGGACAAAACCCAACAUCUCCAAAUAUACUAUUCUUCUCAAAACCUUUCGGGAGCGGAAUAUGCCUGUUUUCCACAUACGAGAACCUCAUAGCCGAAUUAUAACAGGAAAUCCGUCAUCAAAGCUCCCCAAGCAGUCAGAGAUCCAGAGUCCGGGGCAGCAUGAAAAUAUCGAAGAGAAUACAAUCGAAAGUAGGCAAGUAUUAAGUGGAAAGAGAAAUGACUAUCACAUGAUCAAUGAAUGUGCGCUAAAGCCGUGGGAAAUGAUUUUUGAUAUGCCUGCGGAUCACAACGACGCACCUCGAACUUCCUCCUUAGAAAUGGAGCAUUGGUCCCGGGGACUGGUUGGCUUUUCUGUUAAUCUUGAAGAUUUCAUUUCACAUACCCAUGUUCCUGCCCCAGACGAUAAGCAUCUCUCUGCAACUGAUGGUUGGAAUGGCUCCUUGGACUUGCUUUCACUGCGCCAAGCUUAUAAGUCUGGUGUUUCCCCUGUCACUGUGAUAGUGGGUGUGUAUGGAAGGAUCGAAACACAUCUCUCGAAAACAUCCUCUACAUUCAUUGCAAUCGUACCCCAAGCCGCCGCUAUCUCUACCGCACAAGAUCUCCUCAAGAAAUACCCCGAUCGUGCAUCUCGACCACCUCUUUUUGGCGUUCCAUUUUCCCUAAAGGAUAACAUCGAUGUUGCGGGAAUGGCCACAACCAUCGGCUGUCCCCCGCUAGCCCAUAUACCCAGAAUUUCUGCAAAGAUAUACACAAAACUAGUAUCUCUUGGCGCCAUCUUCAUCGGAAAAACGAAUAUGGAUCAACUAGCCACCGGAAUGACAGGAUGCCGCUCCCCAUACGGAAUUCCCGCUUCCGUUUUCAAUCCACUAUACAUCGCCGGUGGUUCAUCCUCUGGCGCCGCAGUUUCAGUCGGUGAAGAACUCGUAUCUUUCGCUAUCGGAACUGAUACUGCGGGCUCCGGUCGUGUGCCUGCAGGCUUCAACGGCAUCGUUGGAUGGAAGCCGACGAAAGGGACCGUCUCGUUAUCUGGAGUUUCCAAAGCAUGUGAGUCUCUGGAUUGUAUAGCGUUUAUGACUACCCGACGUGGUGGUAUCAGUGAUGCCAGGGAAAUAUGGAGAUUCGUCCGGGGAUAUGACCCGGAGGACGUUUAUUCUAAGCCCCCGAACACUUGUUUGCCGUCAAGAUAUCUUAGUGCCACCAGACCAUCUGCAAACAAGUUUCGGUUUGCAAUACCGCCACAAAGCGUUAUUGCCAAGUGUGCGCCGAUCUUCUAUCAACUAUUCUACGAAUCUGUCGCAAAACUACAGGCAACGGGAGGUGAGCUCAUAGAGGUUGACUGGACACCAUUUGAGGAGGCGGGAGGAUUGCUAUAUGAUGGUACAUUAGUGAACGAAAGGCUCGCUGCGAUGUCCUUCUCGGGAAAGGAUUGGUACGAAACAAAUAAGGACAACCUGCAUCCAGUUACCAGAGAGGUUUUUGGCAGUGUGUUGAAAAGAGGAAACACUGCAGAAGACGUAUUUAGGGAUUUAAAGAAAGUGAAAAUGCACGCCUCCUCCCUAAAACCCGAUUUUAUAGUCCUCACACGGACUGUCCACGACACAAUUUUCAACCCUUUCCGCGCAUCCGGUAUCGACAUCCUUGUAGUGCCGACGACACCUAACCACUUCACCAUUGAAGAAGUCCUAAAGGACCCAAUCUCGCUCAAUUCGGACUUGGGGACUUUUGCGCAUUUUGGAAAUGUGCUUGAUCUUUGCGCGGUUGCUAUGCCGGCGGGAACGUACGACUUGGACGACGGGAAACAGAUGCCAUUCUCGAUAACCUUGUUGGGGGGGUCGGGAGAUGAUGCAAGGUUGUUGGACUUAGCCGCUCUUUUUGAAAAGUCGGUUGCGGUUAGGGCGUUGGGAUGA
Molecule: messenger RNA, 2049 nt
Organism: Morchella sextelata
Lineage: Eukaryota; Fungi; Ascomycota; Pezizomycetes; Pezizales; Morchellaceae
Exons: 3
Coding region: 1-2049 (682 amino acids)
Molecular function (GO): catalytic activity
Source: RefSeq, a predicted model, not a curated record